Molecule: messenger RNA, 1133 nt
Organism: Puma concolor (puma)
Lineage: Eukaryota; Metazoa; Chordata; Mammalia; Carnivora; Felidae
Gene: AKAP19
Product: A-kinase anchoring protein 19
Molecular function (GO): protein kinase A regulatory subunit binding
Source: RefSeq, a predicted model, not a curated record
CGCCGCUGGCCUUGCAGCCGGACUGCGCUGCGCUCCGCACCCCGCCGCCCUGACGCCAACCGGCGCCCCCCCGGGCGGCGGCUUCAGGGACCGAGCAGCGCACGCAGCCGGCCAAUGCCGGAUGCCUCCCCGGCCCCGCGGCCGUCCGGAGGGGCGUUGGGCACGCAGCCGCCCCGGCGAUGUGCUGUGUAAGUGAACACCUGGGAGGUGGGCGACCGCUGUGUGUCCGUCGGUCUUGGCUCGUCAGCUUUGCCCUUUGGGUUUUUCAAUGGCAGAAACCUGGGAGUUACAGGCGACUUUAAUUCAAGCAGACCUCUCGCGGCCAGCUGCCUCGGAUAGAGCCUCACGUCUCCGUCUCCUCAUUGAGAAGUUAGCCCCCACCCCUUCCACCUGGUUCUGAGCCCCAAGUCCGAGGUAUUGCAUUUCUGAGCUGCAGUUUCAUUCUCCUUCCUACCUGAAGAGUGACUGAAGAUUUUCAGAUAAACACUACAGGUGAAGAUUGGUAAAAAGAAGCACUGAUUACUGCGGUGGCCUGGAGAGGAAAAGCGCUGGUCGGUAUCACAUGGACAAGCUCAGUGUUUUCCAAAGAUGCUGUUGAAGUAGUCUUUGCUACUGCUUUCCUUCAAAGCUCUUCAUAACAUGGGCUGCAUGAAAUCAAAGCAAACUUUCCCAUUUCCUACCACAUGUGAGAGUGAGAAGCAGCAUGCAAGUGAAGAAAGCUUUAUGUCUGGAGACAGAUUUCCACCUAGGAUGCCUUCUCCAGUUAAUGUCGAACAGGAAGUGAAGAAACCAUCAGGGCCCGAAACUGUGGUCUUUGAAUUUGCACAUCGCCUGUCCCAGGAAAUCCUGAGUGAUGCCUUGCAGCAGUGGGCAGGCAAUAACAUCAAGUACUAUGACAUCCCAUAUAUUGAGAGUGAGGGGCCUUGACGCUGUAGGAUGAUGAUAACUUCUUGAAUUGUGGAUAAAGUUGGUGCUAGCUUAAAUACAUGAAACAAUAGCAAAAACUGAUGUGAAUAAAUACAAAUAACUACGUCUGGAUGUAAAAAAAAAAGUCUAUGGUAAUAUCAAGAGUAUACAAUACUUACGUGAAAUAUGUUAAGCACUUUUUAUGUUAACAGUGAUUUCUACCUGCU